Cajanus cajan (pigeon pea) is the source of this 720-nucleotide messenger RNA. Its product is annotated as retrovirus-related Pol polyprotein from transposon RE1. Lineage: Eukaryota; Viridiplantae; Streptophyta; Magnoliopsida; Fabales; Fabaceae. The record is from RefSeq and is a predicted model, not a curated record.
AUGGAUGUAAAAAAUGCUUUCCUCCAUGGUGACCUUAAGGAGGACAUUUACAUCACACUUCUUGGUGGUAUGUCGACUCUCUCCCCGCCUAAUGUUUGCAAAUUGAAACGCUCUCUAUAUGGAUUGAAGCAGGCCCCUAGAGUAUGGACUCCUAAAGGCAUCGUCGUCCUUCUUGUUUAUGUGGAUGACAUUGUGGUCACCGGCUCUGAUCCAGAUGCUAUUUCUAAAACCCAACAAAUGUUGCAUUCAACUUUUCACAUGAAAGAGUUAGGUCAUCUCAAUUAUUUCUUGGGUUUAGAAGUGCAUUAUCAUCCUGAAGGCAUUUUCAUAAAUCAGCACAAAUAUAUUCAAGAUUUAGUCCAGCUAGCUGGACUCACAAAUGCUACCCUUGUUGACACUCCAAUGGAAUUUAAUGUUAAAUAUAGACGACAUGAAGGAGAGCUUCUUGACGAUCCCACUCAAUAUCGAAAACUAGUUGGUAGUCUCAUUUAUGUGACUAUCACUCGCCCCGAUAUUUCUUUUGUUGUACACACCGUUAGUAAGUUCAUGCAAUCUCCACGACACUUCCAUUUUUCAGCAGUACAACGUAUCAUUAAAUAUAUCCUUGGCACCUCAAGGCGUGGUUUAUUCUUUCCUAAAAAUUCAUCUCUUCAACUCCAAGCAUAUAGUGAUGCUGAUUGGGCUGGCUGUCCAGAAACUAGGAGAUCAACUACUGGCUAG